CUCGAAGAUAACAUAGAGAAGCAGGUGCCGCGGCCUUCACAACAAACCCUGGUCUGCUCUGUUGUGUGUGCCAUAGUAAUUUGGUAGGAUUUUGGUACAGCAGCUUCAGCAUUGGGCAUUUUACGAAACAGAAUGGAGACAUCUAUGAGAUAUGGAGGAGACUCUAAAGCCCUAAAAAUCCAUGCUAAGCAAAAAUUCCCUCCCGAUUCUCAAACUCAGUUGCAGGUUCAUGGAGUGCUAGAUACAAGAAUUGGUGCGCCGAGUUAUGUUAGUGCAAUGAUAAGACGCUUUUAUCCAGAUUUGUCGGCUAGCCUUGGAGUGGGAGUGCAGUAUGAUAAACAAGAGAAGCUCACGUAUAGACUUCGCGGAAAAAAGGCCUUUCCUGUGACUAGUGAUGGUUUAUUAACCUUCAAUGUCAAGGGAUGGUGCACAAUUGACAAAGAAUUUAAAGAGAGGAAGUCAGAAGGAGCUGCAGAAUUUUCUUGGAGCAAAUUUAAUUUUCAGAGAGACCAAGAUGUUAGGUUCAAAGUUGGAUAUAAAGUGACUGAGAAGGGAGAGAUAGAGCAGCAGGGAAGAGGAAAAGGAAAAGCAAGAAAGGACAACCUUUUAAUGGUGCCUUAUAUGCAAAUUAGGGAAAAUAAUUGGACCCUCAAUGCUGACUUGAAGGGGAGAUGGAAUGUAAGAUUCGAUUUGUGAGUAGAGUUGGCAUGUUCUUCUGGAGGCUUGACAAGAGAGAUAUGCAAUGAGCUAGUGUAUAUCAACCUAUCAAAAAGUUGAUUGUUCAUUAUUUUGACAGCAAAUGCUCAUAGUUGUAUUGCAUAGGAACUAUGAUACGCCUUUCAAUGGUAUAAGCCUCAUGAUCUUGCUUUAAAUAAUGAACAUUGAAUUCACAUUUUUAGAGAAGGUAAAAGAUUGAAAGCUUUUGCAAAA
This is a messenger RNA of Ricinus communis (castor bean), 930 nucleotides long. RefSeq names its product outer envelope pore protein 21B, chloroplastic. The transcript is spliced from 7 exons. Gene Ontology annotation, molecular function: voltage-gated monoatomic anion channel activity. Gene Ontology annotation, biological process: regulation of monoatomic anion transport. The record is from RefSeq and is a predicted model, not a curated record. The coding region runs from base 133 to 696 and encodes 187 amino acids. NCBI's taxonomy places the organism in Eukaryota, Viridiplantae, Streptophyta, Magnoliopsida, Malpighiales, Euphorbiaceae.